AUGUGCUGCCGCUCCAUGAAGUGCUGUCACGUGGCCUGCACUGUCCACGUAGGGGAACGGCUCUGUCACGUUGAGGAUACAUCACAGACUUGGUAUUCUUGUGGAAACCCAAAUGCUACAUAUGAGGAAGCAGAAAUUAUAUUUCUGCAGACUUUCUCAGUGAUUCUAGAUGUUGAAAUCCUAGCUCUCAAUGUGAUAUUCUCACCCAUUAACCACUUUUGUCCUGCCUCUUCCACAGGAUUGAGGGUACAGAGUGAGCCCGUGGCUACAUCAACCCUCUUGCCUAUUUCACUUCCGGCAAAAAUUACCCCACUGACCCCCACCUGGACUAGCUCACCACAGAACACCGCUGCGGUCACCACCUCCCCAGACAGCGGCAGCCACAGCAGCUCCGUACCCCCAGUGCCAGCGUCUGCCCCAACAUCUCCGCUUCCCAAGAACAGUUCCAUAGAACCUAAGGUGGGAGCCACCAGCCCGGCUUUGAACCAGGAAGUCACAGACGUCUCGUUUACUGGAUUAUCAUCCACAACUGGGGGGGUCCACUUCACACCCACGUCCCCGGAAGAACACGACCAGAGCACUGCAGAAGCAAGUGUGCCCACUACAGGGUCACAGUCUCCCACGGAGCCCUCCACAGUCACCUCCACUCCAGCUCCAGCCUCAUCCCCGUCAUCUCUGUCAGUUUCACCACCUGAGAUUUCUUCUGUCCCCGUCACCUCCAACCACAGCUCCACUGCGACGAACAUACAGCCCACAGGAGCUCCGACUGCACCAGCAUCUCCGACUGAGGAGCAUAGCUCUGGCCACACACCCACUUCGCAUGCCACGGUCCAGCCAGAGUCCAAGGAGAAAACGCCCCAAGCCACUGUUUUAGAACCAGAGACGUGUGAGCUGAUGGACACCACCACCGCCUCCCCCGUGGUGAUCAUGCAGGAAGUGGAGCAUGCGUUAAGCUCAGGCAGCAUCGCCGCCAUUACGGUGACUGUCAUUGCCGUGGUGUUGCUGGUGUUUGGUGUUGCGGCGUAUCUGAAGAUCAGGCAUUCAUCCUACGGAAGGCUUCUGGAUGACCAUGACUACGGGUCGUGGGGAAACUACAACAACCCUCUGUACGACGACUCCUAACAGAGCAAUGUGGCCUGGGAUGAGGAACGACUGUCCUUUAUUUAAAGUGCUUACCCAGUAGAAUUAAUAACAAGUUCCUGAUGCGCACCGAACGACAAUCUUAAGCCCUGUUUUGUUGGUAUGGUUGUUUCGUUUCCCUCUCUCUCCUCUGGCUGCUACGACUUCCCCUUUCUGGCACAAAAAGAACCAUUACUGAAAGGUGAGUGGCAUCUGAUCGCAACUGAAAUGGGCCAGCCUUUCACCAGCCAGGCUAGAACCCCACAGUGGAGGCUUCUGCGUCCACUGCAGGAUCCAUUUUCAGAGGACCAAGGAAGAAAGAUUCGGUUGUUUUUCUUGGGGGUUCCUUUUUUUGGGGGGGAAAACUUUUGAUUCAUGGCAUUUCUUAAACCUCUAUUUAGGAAACUACAUUAAAUAUCAAUGAGGGAAAAGGAAUCGAGUCCAAGGAAGAUUUCGCCCUGCAUGUAAAGAGGGAGGGGGUUCUCCGAUUUCCUCGUUUAUCACGAUUGAGCUGGUUGUCCCUGACCAGAUGCCUGCUUGGCUCUCCAAGCGGGAUAGCAGUUUCUUCGCUGCCUAAUUAAAGGAAGAUGAAAACAGGGAGUGCCCUGGGGGGAGGCCAGCAGGCCCAGGGGCAAAGUACCAGGUUGCUGUGGAGCCCAGCAUGCCCUCUACCUGUGCUCCCCAUCAGGCCACCUGUCCCCAUGAAGGAUGCUUUCAGAAGAGGGCAGAUCCAAAGGAGAAAGCUAUGGGGUGAGCUUAGUUAUAGAAGAGAAAAGGAGAUGUACAGAGAGCGUAUGGUGCGGGAAGAGGAUUAGAGGAGGAGGGAAAGAAGAGCCAACAGGCAUGGAGGACCUCACUAGGGCAGGUGGGAAUCAGCUCCGAAUACCUGUCAGACACUGCUUGGAACAGCCCCUAGGAUGCUUGCUUUACACUCAUAACGCAGCUGGUUCACUGCCUUGCUGUCUGUUGAAUGAUGGCUGUAAACUGUUAAAAAUAAAUAAAACUUUAGAAGAGACCCUAGUCUAUCUGCAACUGCUUAGUGAGGCAUUUCUGUAGGAAACAGACACCAGGACUUGCCCACUUAUUCUCCCCAUACAAUUACCGUACUCAUUCUGCCCUUUAAUACAUGAACGCCCCUGGGUUUGGAGUCUUAAAACCCUGCACAACAAAUUUUGAAAAAGAAUCAUUCAUCCUUGUAAGCAUCCAUUUACUGUGAUCAUUCUCAACUGGGAGGUGAUGUUUGUACCACCCCCCACCCACACACACACCCCAGGGACAUGUCUAGUGACAUGUCUAGUGACAUUUUUGAUUAUCCCAACUUGGUGGUGCUACUAGUGGUUAGAAGCCAAGGAUAUUGCCAAAUAUCCUGUGAGGCACAGGGCAACCAAUCACAAACCAUUAUCUGGCCCAAAUCGUCAACAGUGCUGACACUGGGAAACCCUGGCUGGUUGCAGUACCACUGGGAUGGAAUAAGACUCGCAAAUUAGUAAUAGUUUUUUUUUAUUAUUUUUAGCCAAAUGAUAUAAUGUGUUAGUUUUUAUUAUAAUUGCCAGAGGG
Tupaia belangeri chinensis (Chinese tree shrew) is the source of this 2676-nucleotide messenger RNA. It is a transcript of the gene PARM1, whose product is annotated as prostate androgen-regulated mucin-like protein 1. Gene Ontology annotation, cellular component: Golgi apparatus; late endosome; early endosome. Bases 1 to 1122 code for a protein of 373 amino acids. The record is from RefSeq and is a predicted model, not a curated record. The transcript is spliced from 5 exons. NCBI's taxonomy places the organism in Eukaryota, Metazoa, Chordata, Mammalia, Scandentia, Tupaiidae.